Messenger RNA from Phyllostomus hastatus (greater spear-nosed bat), 1414 nucleotides. It is a transcript of the gene MRPL44, whose product is annotated as mitochondrial ribosomal protein L44. The record is from RefSeq and is a predicted model, not a curated record. Bases 72 to 1067 code for a protein of 331 amino acids. Gene Ontology annotation, biological process: regulation of gene expression; rRNA processing; primary miRNA processing. Gene Ontology annotation, molecular function: ribonuclease III activity; double-stranded RNA binding. The transcript has 4 exons. Lineage: Eukaryota; Metazoa; Chordata; Mammalia; Chiroptera; Phyllostomidae. Gene Ontology annotation, cellular component: nucleus.
CGACGGGGCUGUGUUACCGCGACACUAUUCCGGCGUUUUUCCUUCCUCCCUCCGUUGCCCUCUCCCCUGCAAUGGCAUCCGGGUUGGUCAGGCUGCUGUUGCGGGGGCCUCGCUCCCUCCCGGCACCGGCCAUCCCCGCCCGAGCCCCGCCAGCUCGGGGAGUGAAAGACUUCCGCGCAGCCGUCCGCUUCCAGAAGGAGCUGGAGCGGUGGCGCCUGCUCCGGAACCCGCCGCCGCCCGUCCGCCGGUCGGAGAAGCCCAACUGGGACUACCACGCUGAAAUCCAAGCCUUUGGACACCGGUUACAGGAAGCCUUUUCCUUAGAUCUCCUCAAAACUGCAUUUGUUAACAGCUGCUAUAUUAAAAGUGAGGAGGCCAAGCGCCAAAAGCUGGGAAUAGAGAAAGAGGCUGUUCUUCUGAAUAUUAAAGAUAAUCGAGAACUCUCUGAACAAGGGUCAUCUUUUUCACAAGCUUGCCUCACCCAAUUUCUGGAGGAUGCAUUCCCACACCUGCCCACUGAAGGCGUUCAGAGUCUGGUCGACUUUCUCACGGGCGAGGACGUCGUGUGCCACGUGGCUAGAAACCUGGCGGUGGAGCAGCUAACGCUGAGUGCGGCAUUUCCAGUCCCCCCGACUGUGUUACGGCGGACUUUCUUUGCAGUCGUUGGAGCCCUGCUACAGAGCAGCGGCCCUGAGAGGACCGCGCUUUUCAUCAGGGACUUCUUAAUUACUCAGCUAACUGGAAAAGACCUCUUUGAGAUCUGGAGCGUAGUCAACCCCAUGGGGCUCCUGGUGGAAGAGCUGAAGAAGAGGAAUGUGUCAGCUCCCGAGUCCAGACUCACCAGGCAGUCCGGGGGCACCACAGCUUUGCCCGUGUUUUUCGUUGGCUUAUACUGUGACAAGAAGCUGGUGGCAGAAGGCCCUGGGGAGACAGUCCUGGUCGCAGAAGAAGAAGCUGCUCGAGUGGCGCUCAGGAAACUGUACGGCUUCACAGAGAACAGGCGGCCUUGGGACUAUUCCAGGCCCAGAGAGGUUUGCAGGGCAGAGGAGACCCUCACCGCCGGCUAGCUGCCGAAGCUGGGCUGGCCGAAGCUGGAGGAAGUGAAAUUCAUCUCCCGUCCAAGUGCUGCCCAGGCCCGACCCUGCUUAGCUCCUGAGAUCAGAUGAGAUUGGGGGCGUUCAGGGUGGUGUGGCCGUAGAUGGAACCUGGAAUUUGUAAGCAGAACAGCGAGACAGGUGUCCCAGGUGUUCGGAUUGUAGAAUAAUGCUUUACUUCUCAUACCGAGUUCCUGAAUUUAAACAAGUAUUUAUCGAGGCAUGUGUUUUCUUUUCUUUUUUAAUUUCUUUAAAUCAUUUUGGUCGUGUUGUCUUUUUUGAUGUUUUCCCAAUAAAUUUUUACUAGGUUCUUGAUUUUA